AUGCCCUUUUGCUUCAAUCCUAAGCUUGCCUUUCUUAAACCACAACACGUGGUCACCACAAUCCAUCUUGAGCAGUGCGCUUUUGAGCAUUCACAACGAGGGUUCUCCAAACAACUGACCGAGUAUCGCAUCAGAUUCUCCGGAACCCUCAGCUAUGGUCUUUUCAACAUUUGUGACGUAACUGAGCGAAAGGACUGGUUAUUAAUGAUGAAGAUGAGAGGCUGGAACAUGCCCGACUGUCCUGAAGACGUGAGAAGAUUCAUGUUCGUCCACAUGGUCGCUACAAUGGGAUGCGACCCCGUAGUAACGGAUAAGGACAUGGACUGCCCCAAGAACUGGAGAGAGGUCCUCCACGGACGACAAAGAUAUCCCAGCGAGCCUGUCGGCCAUCGAUCGCACGGGAGGACGGUCUGCCUUCACUCCAUCGUCGUUUCCCCUUGGCUACAGGGCCUGGGCCUGGGCACCGCUGCCUUAAAGUCUUACGUUCAGCGCAUCCACAGCCGUGGUCUCGCAGACCGCGUUGCUCUGCUCUGCCGCAAGCAUGAGAUCCGAUUCUUUGCGAAGUGUGGAUUUAAGAACAUUGGCCGUAGCGAUACUACCUCCCUCCCUGGGCAAUACUAUAACAUGGUUUUUGAUCUCCCUGAUCGUGAGACACAUAUCAACUGGAAAGCAAUUCGUGAGAACGCCGAGAAAUCGUAG
Messenger RNA from Trichoderma asperellum CBS 433.97, 699 nucleotides. RefSeq lists its product as uncharacterized. The record is from RefSeq and is a predicted model, not a curated record. NCBI's taxonomy places the organism in Eukaryota, Fungi, Ascomycota, Sordariomycetes, Hypocreales, Hypocreaceae. Gene Ontology annotation, molecular function: aralkylamine N-acetyltransferase activity. Gene Ontology annotation, cellular component: cytoplasm.